Candidula unifasciata is the source of this 918-nucleotide messenger RNA. Lineage: Eukaryota; Metazoa; Mollusca; Gastropoda; Stylommatophora; Geomitridae. The record is from the annotation of a GenBank genome assembly.
AUGCCUAAAGAAAGACCACAGAAAAGGUCGAGGAUUCACCAGCAAGUAGCACAAGCUAUACCAUUCAGGACUGAAAUCGGUCAGCACAUUCUGAAAAACCCCUUGAUUGUUGUUAAUAUGAUUGAAAAGGCUGCCCUACGUCCAACUGAUGUUGUUUUAGAGGUUGGCCCUGGCACAGGAAACAUGACUGUGAAACUUCUGGAGAAAGUCAAAAAGGUGAUCGCAUGUGAGGUUGACCCUAGGAUGGUUGCUGAACUGCACAAAAGAGUCCAAGGAACCCCAGAAGCCUCGAAGUUACAAAUGAUGGUUGGUGAUGUUUUGAAAACAGACCUACCGUUUUUCGAUGUCUGUGUUGCCAAUUUGCCUUACCAGAUUUCGUCUCCUUUUGUAUUCAAGUUACUUCUUCACAGACCUUUUUUCAGGUGUGCAGUCUUGAUGUUCCAGAGAGAGUUUGCACAGAGGCUGGUUGCUCAACCUGGCGAUAAAUUAUACUGUCGACUGUCAGUAAAUACACAGCUUUUGGCUAGGGUGGACCAUCUGAUAAAGGUUGGCAAAAACAAUUUCAAGCCUCCUCCCAAAGUUGAAUCCAGUGUAGUUAGAAUUGAGCCUCGUAACCCUCCACCACCUGUGAAUUUUAAGGAAUGGGAUGGUCUUGUGAGAAUUUGUUUCUCAAGAAAAAAUAAAACCAUUGGAGCUUCUUUCAAAUUUUCCAAAGUAUUGGAAGUGCUGGAAAAGAACUACAGAGUUUCUUGUUCUGUGAAGAAUAUACCUGUGCCACCUGAUUUCAAUUCAAAAGAAAAAGUGAUGGGUCUGCUGCAGGAGGGAGGUUUUGAGGAUAGGCGGUCUCGAAGCAUGUCAAUAGAUGAUUUUAUGGAGCUGCUGACUCUAUUCAAUAAAUCUGGCUUUCACUUUAUUUGA